AUGCGAACAACAAUAUACAGUGGUAACGGAACAACCUACAAUCAUGCAGGCCACCACGGCUCGGAGGCGAUCAACACAGUAUUAAACGACCGCGCGAACCAACGAGUCUCGCGCAUUUACCCGCUAACAGAUUCAGUGUAUGUGGCGCAGACUAAGAAGACUCCCGUGGAAGUGAAAUUCCACCCCUUCACAAGCACGUUUGUGAACGAACCGCGACUAGAGAAACUGUAUCAGGUCACUUUUGCACGCGAGAACUCGGCCCGGUCGUCGCGGAUGGCUCUGAUCUUCUUUUUCAUGUACCUUGUGUUCACGGGGUCAAAUUUGUCCAAUCUCCUUUCGAAAGAUUCGAGUGUUCGCUCCCAAAGUUUCCGGUAUUUCCUGCUGGUGUUUAUUCCGAUCCUUCCGAUCCCUUUGCUCGUUUACAUCAGUCGGAGACGAACAUACGAGAUCCAAUUUCAACGGAUCUACACACUGAUGUUGCUAUGCUGGAGCUUCUCAAUCAUUGCCGGUGGCAUGUUCUCCAUGCUUACGGAGUGGUACAACUACGUGGCCAAGGACGUGGAUGUUAUCCUGGACGAACUGGGGAUCGCAAACGUCGAUGACUCUCGCAUUUUCUAUGUGAACAGCUCGGUGCGAAGUGAUUGGCAGUUCAAGGCGAUCUCCGGCACUCGAGCUGAGGUGUUGCAGGCGUACACUAAGGAGAUUCUACUACCUUCCGCCACUAUGAACAUCAACUUGCUUCGCUUGAUCAUGAUAUUCGUAUUCGUGCCACUGUUACGUAUUGACACACUGCACUUUGCGUUGGUUGGCGUUAUCACCAGUGCCAGUUACAUGGCUUUAACACUGAUCUUCUACCCGGUUACAGACUCGACGCCAUUUAUUCUUAACCGAGUUUUGGUUAUCUGCUUCCCGAUGAUGUUUACUCUAGCCAUGCUGGUUCGUAACCGAGACGUAGAUCGUGUGGUCCGUCAAGACUUUUUACACGUUUGGGCAGUGGAAUUGGAGGCCGAGAAAGCUACUCGAGAGAAGAACUUAAUAGCCGAAGAGAACCGCACCUUAAAGCAGGAGUUAGCGCAACGUGACAGCGAAUUCAACUUGGAUUUGACAUCGCCACUACAUGCCUUACUGGCAGAGCUAAAGUCGUUCCUUGAUACUGUGGACUUGAGUGACGAGGACAUGCAACGUGGUAUGGUUAUCGUUCGUAAUCUAGCACGUCUAGAUCAGAAUCUAUUCGUUCCAGAUAUCAGUGCACAGAUGAAAUCUGAAAAGGAAGUGGACAAUGACACCAAGAACUGGGCUUUAUCUGUGCUUGCACGUAAGGACUAUGCCGAUACUACUCGCUCUGGAGUAGCCAUGUCCCACAGUUCACAUUCCAACUCAAAUAGCAACCGAAGAAGCUGUCGGGAUGGCUUACUUACUGGCGCCGGAGGGAUCGCUAGCUCCAUGGUCAUCGCUCCACUACCAGAUAUGCCUACCUGGGAGGAGCAAACUUUAGUACGAGUAAAGCAACGUAUUCAGCAAGACGGGUGGGAUUUAGACACGCUUCAAAUUGCCGAUCUAACCGGCAACCGGCCACUUAUGUACGUCACCGCAGCAUUGUUCGAGCUGCACGAACUACAUGAAGAAUUCCGCGUCGACCGUGUGGUUCUGCGUAACUUUCUGUACGAACUGGACGAUGGGUACCUCGCCAACCCAUAUCACAACAGUAGCCACGCAGCUGACGUCGUUAACUCGGUGAACUUCCUUAUCACAACGCUAGCGGACGGACAGAUCCGAGAUACGCUGACGAAUCUCGAGUUCUAUGCGGCGCUUGUGGCUGCAGCUAUCCACGAUUUCCGCCAUCCCGGGAAAUCAAACAAUUAUCUUAUCAAGGCAAAACACGACUUGGCUCUGCAAUACAACGACCGCAGUAUCCUGGAGAGCAUGCAUCUCGCAGAGACCUUUUUCAUUAUGCGCAAUCCACUCUGCGAUAUCUUCGGUCGAAUGAAAGAUAAACCGUAUCGAGAAAUCCGGAAAGCUAUCAUUGAGAUGGUGCUGAGUACUGAUUUAUCGAUGCACCUGCAAUUAGUAGGAAACCUCAAGGCAUUGCUACUUCAAGAAGCGACUGCCCUUGCGGCUGGUAGCAGUGGGGUGGGGUUGGGAGGUGUUGUACCCGCUCCAAAACCCGUCACAGACCCCAUGAUGAUUAUGAAGGUUGUCAUUAAGUGUGCUGACAUUGGUCACGCUGCCAAGAAGCGCAAGCUGCAUGUUAUCUGGUCUGCUCUUAUCAUCGAAGAGUUCUUCCUUCAGGGCGACAACGAACGCGCCAACAACUCGGACAUUUCACCUUUCAUGGAUCGACAUUCAGAGAACAGUGCAAAGAACCAAGUCGGGUUUUUCGAGUUCAUUGUACUUCCUUUCUACGACACAGUUGCACAAGUUAUCUUCGCGCCGGAGUUCGGCGCUAUUCACAACAUAGCAAAACAGAACUAUACUUUAUGGAAAGAGGCCGACCGCAGACAGCUCUCGUCUAUCGUGGCCAUCAAGAGCGAGGUCUUCUUGAACGACAAGGUUCAGGUGCCAUCAUAG
Messenger RNA from Phytophthora infestans T30-4, 2568 nucleotides. RefSeq names its product cAMP-specific 3',5'-cyclic phosphodiesterase, putative. NCBI's taxonomy places the organism in Eukaryota, Oomycota, Peronosporomycetes, Peronosporales, Peronosporaceae. The record is from RefSeq and is a predicted model, not a curated record. The transcript has 2 exons. Gene Ontology annotation, biological process: signal transduction. Gene Ontology annotation, molecular function: 3',5'-cyclic-nucleotide phosphodiesterase activity. Bases 1 to 2568 code for a protein of 855 amino acids.